UGAAAACUCAUUAAUUGAAUGGAUUUGUUGUGAAAUAGCAUUCAAUGACAACAAACGCCUCUUAAAAGUGACUGAAAAAAGUGUCACAAAAUUAUCAAUAAAUUUGUUCAUUAAAUGAGUUAUUAAUUGAAUUGUGAGACCAAUUGAUGACCAAAACGAUGAGUUGUCCGAAGACUACGGGUUUGUCACCGAAAGAGGGACCGCCGGGAACUAAGAUUACGAUUCGCGGCGAGAACUUAGGCCUUUCACAGGACGACCUCAUAAGUGUCCACAUCUGCGGCGUUGACUGUAUUAUGUAUAGCGAGUGGUUAUCACCGCAAAAGAUUAUCAGUCGAUCGGGUCGUUGUAAAGGUUUAGGUGAUGUCAUCGUUACCACCAAAAGUGGUGGCAUCGGCUCAUCAACCGUUCAGUUUAAGGGAUAUGAAGAGAUUGUCGGUCCCACUAAAGACUCGGCCGUUUGGAUCGAUGAAAAUGAUUUUCAUCAGAUGAAUGUCAGACAUCGGUCGACAUCUCCAACGAUGAUGUUUUCUAACGAUCCAUUGGGUCUCUGUACUGAUGAAGACUCGCCAUCGAAGACUAGAAGUGCUAAAAUCAAUGACUCGUUGUUUAGAGAGUUGUUUCCCGAAGCGACCGAAGCAUUGCCUCAAACGUACGCCAAUAUCACAUCCGAUCACUUCCUUCCCAAUUGGUAUUUGUUAGAGCAUCACAACAAUACCUCUUUUAAUGAUCUUAAACUUGGCCUUGAAUUACUUCGGGCUAAAUGUGAGACACAAAUGACACCAAAUGCUUCCUCAGCUCCGGUGACUUUUCUCAAGAGUAAUGUAUUACCAGUUAUUGAAUGUUUAGACGCAUUGAAAGCAUUACAUUUGGCUCUUAAAAAAGAUAAACAAGAAGUGGGACCCGAUUUGAAUGCGAAAGUCGAUGAAUUGAUCCGUAAAUCGACAGAAGAAGCGCACGCCAUAUUUGAUGCCAUCCUUUCUCGUAAAGAUAAGGCCGACUCCACCCGUAAUGCGCUUAACGUUCUCCAGAGAUAUCGUUUUUUGUUUAAUCUUCCGUCAAAUAUUGAUAAAAGUAUACUUAAAGGUGAUUACGAUAUUGUGAUCAAUGACUUUAGUCGCGCCAAAUCUUUGUUUUCAAAUUCAUCUGUAAAUGUCUUUAAAAAAGUUUACUCAGAAGUGGUUCAAAGGAUUGAAAAGUUUAGAGUUAUGUUAAAUGAAAAGUUGAGACAAAGUUGUAGUCAAAAUGAAAACCGAAAUAUUGAUGAAGUGAAGCGACUGAUACGCUAUUUAAUUAGUUUAGACCAACCGGGAGACCCGGCCUGGCAUUCAAUUGAGACAAUCAAACAAACAUUAUUAUAUUCAAUCGAUAAGUGCCGCGAAAAGCAUAAAAAUUCAAAAACAAAGACUGUUGCUAUUGAAGCGGAUGACAUGAGUGAUAAUGAAGAUAGUGUUGACUAUCCAGUAGAAGCUCCACAACAAAUACAAUUUGUUGAUGAGUUAACCCAUUUGUUUAACAACUUUUUUCCUGAUUUAUUCAAAUUGGGAACAGUUUAUCUUAAUGGAGAUCUUUAUGCUGGAGAAACAUACGAACAAUUGAGAGCAAAGGAUGAUAUCUUUUAUAAAGAAAUGGUUGAAAAGCAGAUCCAAAUACUUUGUGAUGAGAUGAGAGCUGCAGUUUUGCCCAAUUCUAUUAAAAACAUGCCUCACAUCCAGCCAUGGAGUUAUGAAAUUGAUGAGCAAUUUGUUCUUUGGUUGCCAUACUGUCUGAGAUCUGUUAUUACUUGUUAUUCAAAUCUAUCAAAACUUGAGUUAUCGUCGAAUCCAAACAACAAUGUAUUGAAACCAUUAAAUCAAUUGAUUUUUGAUCUUCGCGUCCAUUCUAUGAUUUGUUUGUUCAAUCAAUGUUCCGCUGAAAUAAAGAAUUUGCAUUUAAAGGAGAUCUGGGAAAUGGAUUUGGACGAUAUGGUCGGAGCCAGAACUCAAUUACCACUUCUAUAUGAAUGUAAAGUUAUCGAAAUCUUACAAUUAGUUCGCGAAACUAUAAUUCAAGUUCGCAGUAGUGAUGAUACCGAUAUAUUUAGUCAAAUCAACGUUCAGGGAUCAGUUAAACAGUUGGCUCAAAAUCUUCUUCAAUCGUUUAUAUGCGCACUUGAGAAGACAGUGUCGACUCCACAAAAUUCUCCGUCUUCGACGCCCAAAACUAUUCCUCUAAUAGAAGAUCGCACUCUUAUAGUGUUAUGUAACUGUAGUUUUACAUACAAUCAGGUCAUUCCUCGACUUCACGAAUCAUUUGAGAAGUUUGGUUAUCCUGACAUGAGUUUAGUGAUUAAAAUAACACAAAAUAAGUUUAGAGAUCUCGAGAAUCGACUUUUUGAUCAGUAUAUUGAGCGCAAAUGCGAUGUCAUUAUUGGUGCCAUUGAACCGGCGAUGUAUUUAUUUGGCAACGAAUGGUUUUCUUCCAAUCAAAUGCCAAGUGAUGUCAGUUAUUAUAUCAAAGAAAUAUUAACUAAUUUGAUUGAAAUUCAAUCAGAAGUCUAUCAAAUCGCACCCGUCUUUGUCGAGAAAGUUAUGUAUUGUAUAAUAGAGUCGGCUCUCGAAGAGAUUGAACGUCUCUAUGAUAGCAUAUCAACUAAAAUCACAGACGCGGCACGUCUUCAAUCAAUUAUAGAUAUCGGUGCUCUUCGACUGGCAUUUAGUCACUCAAGAAGAGAAUUAACCACUUUAUCAGACAAAAAGCUUAACCAAUGUCUAACUUGUCUCUCGACUCAAGACUAUGACUUCAACGACAAUUUGGUCGACAAAAUACUCAAUUCAUUUGAACAAUCAAUGCAUUUGCAGUUAAGUUGUUUUAGAUACGAGUUUGAAGCAACACUUCUAACUGUUUGA
Oppia nitens is the source of this 2885-nucleotide messenger RNA. RefSeq names its product exocyst complex component 2-like (gene Sec5). Lineage: Eukaryota; Metazoa; Arthropoda; Arachnida; Sarcoptiformes; Oppiidae. Gene Ontology annotation, cellular component: exocyst. Gene Ontology annotation, biological process: exocytosis; Golgi to plasma membrane transport. The record is from RefSeq and is a predicted model, not a curated record. The transcript has a single exon. The coding region runs from base 147 to 2885 and encodes 912 amino acids.